Molecule: messenger RNA, 5266 nt
Organism: Pteropus alecto (black flying fox)
Lineage: Eukaryota; Metazoa; Chordata; Mammalia; Chiroptera; Pteropodidae
Gene: HERC3
Product: HECT and RLD domain containing E3 ubiquitin protein ligase 3
Exons: 29
Coding region: 600-3752 (1050 amino acids)
Biological process (GO): ubiquitin-dependent protein catabolic process; protein ubiquitination
Cellular component (GO): cytosol
Molecular function (GO): ubiquitin protein ligase activity
Source: RefSeq, a predicted model, not a curated record
AUUGGCUGGGCGGGAAGUCAUUUACCGGCGCAUUCCGCCGCCCGCAGGCUCGCGGGGAAACUUCCUUAUUAUUGUGACGCCGAAAACGGAGAAACCCAGAGCUGGACCAGAGAGGCUGUCACAGUCGGAAUCCCGAGCGGUGGUUCGGCGGCUGCCAAGAUCUGCAAGUUGAGGUGGAACCAUUCUGGCUUCUAGUACAAAUGCCAAGUGUGUGAUCUGUGGGAGUUUGGCUCCAAAUUUAUUUAAAGCUUGAAUUUAGAGAGUGCCUGCAGAGUACUGAAGCCUUAGACAUUGCCUUUCCUGCUGUUGAAAAAGACCCCCCUUGCCCCACAUACCAUUCAGCGUCUUUUGGGACCUGUUUGCUGACGUCUCAGAGAAGAGCACUGGGAAUAGGAGUAACAGUGACCACAGCAGCUGACAUUUAUUGGUCACUUAUACUGUAUGUCAGGAAAAGUGGAGGUGGUGGUGCUGGCACCAGGCAAGAGGGAAUCCAUGGCUCAAUCAACAUCACUGGAAGUCUGUCUCUUGUUUUUGAACCUCAAUGGCUGGCAGCUUCCUAAUGUCUUACAGGCUGCAUGAGUCCCUGAAGGAUAAGAACAAUGUUAUGCUGGGGAUAUUGGUCUCUAGGCCAACCUGGGAUCAGCACCAACCUGCGAGGGAUUGUGGCCGAGCCACAGGUGUGUGGAUUUAUAUCAGACAGAAGCGUCAAGGAAGUGGCCUGUGGAGGAAACCACUCCGUGUUCCUGCUGGAGGAUGGGGAGGUUUACACAUGCGGUUUGAAUACCAAGGGGCAGCUGGGCCAUGAGAGGGAAGGAAACAAGCCAGAGCAAAUUGGAGCUUUGGCAGAUCAGAACAUUGUCCAUGUGGCAUGUGGUGAGUCCCACAGUCUGGCCCUCAGUGACCGGGGCCAGCUGUUUUCUUGGGGUGCAGGGAGUGAUGGUCAGCUAGGACUCAUGACUACCGAGGAUUCAGUGGCAGUGCCCAGGUUAAUACAAAAGCUGAACCAGCAGACAAUAUUACAAGUUUCCUGUGGCAACUGGCAUUGCUUGGCUCUUGCAGCUGAUGGCCAGUUCUUCACCUGGGGAAAGAAUAGUCAUGGGCAGCUGGGCCUGGGGAAGGAGUUCCCCUCCCAAGCCAGCCCACAGAGGGUGAGGUCCCUGGAGGGGAUCCCGCUGGCUCAGGUGGCUGCAGGAGGAGCCCACAGCUUUGCCCUGUCUCUCUCAGGAGCUGUUUUUGCCUGGGGGAUGAAUAAUGCAGGGCAGCUAGGGCUCAGUGAUGAAGAAGAUCGUGAGUCUCCUUGUCAUGUGAAACUCUUACGAACACAAAAGGUUGUCUAUAUUAGUUGUGGAGAAGAACACACAGCAGUCCUCACAAAAAGUGGAGGUGUUUUUACCUUUGGUGCUGGUUCCUGUGGGCAACUUGGACAUGAUUCCAUGAAUGAUGAGGUUAAUCCAAGAAGAGUUCUAGAGCUGAUGGGCAGUGAAGUAACUCAGAUUGCUUGUGGCAGACAACACACACUAGCCUUCGUGCCUUCUUCUGGACUCAUCUAUGCAUUUGGUUGUGGAGCAAGAGGUCAAUUAGGAACUGGACACACUUGUAACGUUAAGUGCCCAUCUCCUGUGAAGGGUUACUGGGCCGCCCAUAAUGGCCAGCUUUCAGCCAGAGCUGAUCGCUUUAAAUAUCAUAUUGUUAAGCAGAUCUUCUCUGGAGGAGACCAAACUUUUGUACUUUGCUCCAAAUAUGAGAAUUCUUCUCCUGCUGUUGACUUCAGGACUGUGAACCAAGCACAUUACACUAGUUUAAUAAAUGAUGAAACCAUAGCAGUUUGGAGACAAAAACUCUCAGAACACAGCAAUGCAAAUACAAUCAAUGGUGUUGUACAGAUAUUAUCUUCCGCAGCCUGUUGGAAUGGAAGUUUUCUUGAAAAAAAAAUUGAUGAACAUUUUAAAACCAGUCCCAGAAUCCCUGGGAUUGACCUGAACUCAACUAGAGUGUUAUUUGAGAAGUUAAUGAACUCUCAGCAUUCCAUGAUUCUGGAACAGAUCUUAAACAGCUUUGAAAGUUGUCUGAUUCCUCAGUUGUCAAGUUCACCACCAGAUGUUGAAGCUAUGAGAAUCUAUUUAAUACUGCCUGAGUUUCCCCUGCUCCAGGAUUCCAAGUAUUAUGUAACAUUGACUAUUCCCUUGGCUAUGGCCAUUCUGCGACUGGAUACAAACCCUAGCAAAGUAUUAGAUAACUGGUGGUCUCAGGUAUGCCCGAAAUAUUUUAUGAAGCUGGUAAACCUCUAUAAAGGUGCAGUAGUUUAUCUACUGAGAGGAAGGAAGACAUUCUUAAUUCCUGUACUGUUUAACAAUUAUAUUACAGCAGCUCUUAAGCUCUUGGAAAAGUUAUAUAAGGUAAAUCUUAAAGUGAAACAUGUGGAAUAUGAUACCUUUUACAUUCCUGAGAUUUCCAGUCUCGUGGACAUUCAGGAAGACUACCUCAUGUGGUUCUUGCAUCAAGCAGGCAUGAAGGCUAGACCAUCUAUAAUACAGGAUUCUGUAACACUUUGUUCCUACCCUUUCAUCUUUGAUGCCCAAGCCAAGACCAAAAUGUUGCAGACGGAUGCUGAACUACAGAUGCAGGUGGCGGUCAACGGAGCCAAUCUGCAGAAUGUCUUCAUGCUUCUCACCUUGGAGCCUCUGCUGGCCAGAAGCCCCUUCCUGGUCCUUCACGUUCGCAGGAACAACCUUGUUGGUGAUGCUCUAAGAGAGCUGAGCAUUCAUUCUGAUAUCGAUCUGAAAAAGCCUCUCAAAGUAAUCUUUGAUGGUGAAGAAGCAGUGGAUGCUGGUGGUGUCACAAAGGAGUUCUUUCUUUUACUGUUAAAAGAACUUUUGAAUCCCAUCUAUGGAAUGUUUACCUACUAUCAGGAUUCAAAUCUCUUGUGGUUUUCAGAUACGUGUUUUGUAGAGCACAACUGGUUUCACUUGAUUGGCAUAACCUGUGGACUAGCUAUCUACAACUCCACUGUAGUCGAUCUCCACUUUCCGUUGGCUCUCUAUAAGAAGUUACUGAAUGUAAAGCCUGGCUUGGACGACUUAAAGGAGCUGUCACCCACUGAAGGAAGGAGUCUUCAAGAACUUUUAGAUUACCCUGGGGAAGAUAUUGAGGAGACUUUCUGCCUCAACUUUACGAUUUGUCGAGAAAGCUAUGGAGUGAUUGAACAGAAGAAGCUGAUACCUGGGGGAGACAAAGUGACUGUGUGCAAGGACAACAGGCAGGAAUUUGUGGAUGCUUAUGUGAAUUACAUCUUCCAGAUCUCAGUUCACGAAUGGUACACAGCUUUCUCCAGCGGCUUCCUAAAGGUGUGUGGUGGCAAAGUGCUUGAGCUCUUCCAGCCUUCAGAACUGAGGGCCAUGAUGGUGGGGAGCAGCAACUACAACUGGGAGGAACUGGAAGAGACUGCCAUCUACAAGGGGGAUUAUUCAGCCACACAUCCCACUGUGAAACUAUUUUGGGAAACAUUUCAUGAAUUCCCAUUAGAAAAGAAGAAGAAGUUUCUCUUGUUCCUGACAGGCAGUGAUCGGAUUCCCAUCUAUGGCAUGGCGAGCCUGCAAAUUGUCAUCCAGUCCACAGCCAGUGGAGAGGAGUACUUGCCUGUGGCCCACACUUGCUACAACCUCCUCGAUCUCCCCAAGUACAGCAGCAAAGAGAUCCUGAGUGCACGGCUGACCCAGGCCCUUGACAACUAUGAGGGGUUUAGUUUGGCCUGAGGCUCCCCAGCUUGCCCUUCCUUCCUCAGUGUCCACAUUGAGGCCUAUACAGAAAAUCAUGGGGAGUGAGCUCUAUUUUUUUAUUGUAUAAGUAGGUUGGGACUUUUGAAUCCUCAAUCUGGUUGAUGUGUUCCUGGGGUUGUAAGCAGUAGGCAACCUUCUAGAAAAAUCAGUUUGGGGAGGGGAGGGUGGUGAAAACUUCGCUCUCUUAUGGGAGGUGUUUUUCUUUUUAAACCAAAUUACUGAGUGUUCCUUGCACUUGUGAGUAUGUUUCACUCUGCUGGAUAGAAUGGCAGUGGAUUUUUAAAUUCUCAUUUCCCAAAUAUCCCUCUAAGCUCUGAUCUUUCCUCACAGUGCUUCCUUAUCCUUCUCUUAACUCCUCAUUCCUCUGCAAUAAUGGUUUUGACUGAUCUGUCCUUUCAUAACCGCACAUGCAGAACGUUUCCUCUCUCUGCAGCCUGGGAAAUGUCGCUGGCUUCUUGCAGCCCUACUCUAAGGACUAAGGAGGAGAGGACUACUUCAGAAAUUCCCAAUUCCAACCAGCUGAAUCCGGGUCCAUUACUUUGGCUGAACUCUUGAGAAAUUAUGGGAGCCUUUACGAACAUAUUUUAUUUAAAAAAAAAAGUUAUUGAGGGAUUAGCAAUCUCCUCAUGGCUCUGCCUAUUUCUGGACCUCCUUAAAGAUGUGCAGAGCAGCUUAGCGUGGCAGCUGAGCCUAAUUUUGUUUGUUGCUCAGCCAAGUCCCUUGGACAAUAAGGUGAGGUGAUAGGCUCCAACCUCUUCCCUUCCCUCGCUUUUGGAGCAAGUUGCGUUAAUUUUUUUAAAGAGUAUUCAAGAAGAGUAGAAAUAAAUUCUUGUCUUGUCCUUUACCACUUUCUCUUUCCUCUUUCUCCUCCCUUUCUCCCUUCUUCUUUACUUUUCUCUGUCACUUCAUCCCACUCUUUGUUACCUGACUUAAUGCUCCCUCCCUCUCCUUCUAGGGGAUGCAUGAAAUCUAUUUUUUUUAAAUUUCUAUUUAAAUUGCAGAAUUUCUACUCAGAUUUUUUUCCUCUUCCUAAUUGCUAAGACUUAAGGACAUUCUUUAUUAUGGAACUUUUGUUUAUUGCAUUUGAAAUGUUUGUUUACAAUGGGAUUUCAGGGGGGAUUGUGUUUAAAGAAAAUAUAUAUAUCUCUCAAAAAUAAUGACAUGCUCAACCUUCAUCAUGGGAUGAUAAAAUUCUACAUGAUCAAAGAAUCCAUGUCAAUCUAAUUUUAAAUUCCUAGUAACUAGAGAAAAGACUUAUUUAUAUAAAAUGAGAUAUUUAUGAACCGUGAUAUAGCAUCCAAUCUCAAUGAAGGACUGUAGAUUUUUGCUUUUUGUUUUUAAAACUUAUUCCAAUUGCUAUAUUGGUAGUUUUCCAGUCUUUAUAAUACAAGAUUUAAAAAAAAAGAUAUACAGUUAUAUGAAUUGUUUAUUUUCUAUGUAUGUGCAUAUAGUUCAAUAUUACGCAAUAAAUUUGGUGUUUUAACUUAAAA